AUGUUGGGAGCCCCUACCUCGCCCUUGGGUGGUGCGCCUGCAAGCUUUGGGAGGCAGCCCCCUUUCCCCCCCAUCCGGGUAUGGCCACCGCGGGCGCUCAAGGGGGUUUCGUUCUCCGUUUCAGGCAAGUCCUGGAAAGCCUUGAGCCUCUCACAGAAGCGUCCCUACGUGGAGGAGGCCGAGCGGCUGCGGGUGAAGCACAUGCAAGAUUACCCCAACUACAAAUACCGGCCCCGGCGGAAGAAGCAGGUCAAGCGGAUCUGCAAGCGGGUGGACCCCGGGUUUUUGCUGGGCAGCCUGACGCGGGACCAAAACGCGGUGCCGGAGAAGCGGACCUGUGGCCGGGCCGGCGGGGAGAAAGAGGGGCCGGGUGAGUACCCGCCUCGCCCGGGCUUGCCAUCCAUCCGGGGAUACCGGGAAGCCUCGGGCAGCAGCAGCAGCACCAGCGUGGACACCUACCCCUACGGGCUGCCCACCCCCCCGGAGAUGUCUCCGCUGGACGCCAUAGACCCCGAGCAGAGCUUCUUCUCCUCGCCCUGCCCCGAUGAGCACCACCGCUCCCACCUCACUGGAGCCACCUACUCCCCAGAGUAUGCGGGCAGCUCCCUCCCGUGCAACCACCACCCUCUCAGCCCCAUGACGCAGCCGGCCACCUGCAUGAUCCCCCCGGCCUCCAGCUGCCCUCCCCUUCCUCCUCCUCCUCCUCCCACCUACUACACACCCGCCUUCCCCUCCCUGCACCCCCCUAGCCUCCAUGCCCACCUGGGCCAGCUCUCCCCACCGCCCGACCACCACGGCUUUGACACCUUGGACCAGCUGAGCCAAGCCGAGCUCUUGGGGGAGAUGGACCGCAAUGAGUUCGACCAGUAUCUCAACAACCCCGGCCACAGCGACCACCACAGCGGGGUGUUGGUCAACGGACACGUCCCGGUGUCUGGCAGCUCCCACACCUCCGAGACCAGCCUCAUCUCUGUCCUCGCCGAUGCCACGGCCACCUACUACAAUAACUACAGCGUCUCCUAG
Molecule: messenger RNA, 1023 nt
Organism: Leptosomus discolor (cuckoo roller)
Lineage: Eukaryota; Metazoa; Chordata; Aves; Leptosomiformes; Leptosomidae
Source: RefSeq, a predicted model, not a curated record